AUGAAUGCUAAAGCUAAAAGACGAAGAUCUUCUUCGUUGAAAAAAGAAUUCAACAUGUUAAAAAAAGAAAUUCACGCUGAAACAAAAGAUGAAGUUGCCAAAACUCUGGAAACAAGUGAAAAGGAUUUGCAGGCUUAUAAUGAUUUAUUAAAUUCCAAAAUAAAAAAACUUUCGUUGGAAUUGUCAUCACACAACAAUUCUUCCCCCUCGGCUGAUAAUAAUGACAACGAUUCUGAUAGUUGUAGUAUUAAUAGUACCAACAGUAAUGAUGAUUUACCACCAGAAUGUAAAACUAUAAUGAAUAAUUGUGUUAAACAAGCAAAAGAAUUAGAAUUGUUAGAAUCGGAAAUUGAGAAAAGUAAAAAAGAUUUUUCAACUUUAUUAGAAAUUAAAGGACGAAUUGAACAUUCAUUGGAAAUAAAGGAAAAUGAAUAUUUGGAAAGAAUAAAGGAAUGUGAGGCGAUCACUGAGUCUCAAACCGGCAUGAUUGACUCGAUGGAAGGUUUAUUAAAGGAUCUUGUGGGCAAAAUGGAUCGCCUAAAAGAUGAAAAGGCAAGGCGUUUACUACCACAACGACCACAAUCGACCCUAAGCAAUUAUUAUUCACACGAUGCAGCAAGUAUACAGCGAUCAAAAUCAAGCCUAAACAACCAUUAUACAUACGAUCCAGCAAAGGUAUCGAAUUUACAACGAUCAAAAUCAAGCCUAAACAACCAUUAUACAUACGAUUCAGCAGCGACAUCAAAUAUACAACGAACAAAAUCAAGCCUAAGCAAUCAUUAUUUACACGAACCAACAAAGAUGUCAAAUGCACAACGAUCAAAAUCAAGCCUAAGCAAUCAUUCACUCGAUCCAACAAACACAUCAAAUAUGCAACGAUCAAAAUCAAGUUUAAGUAAUCAUUAUGUUAAUGAUACAACUAAAAAAUCAAGAACAAAAUCAAGUUUAAGUAAUAUAAACACUAAUAUAUUUGGCACCAUAAUGACAAGUUUGAAAAGAUCUCAAUCAAAAGAAAGUAAUUGUAAUUAUAGCAAUUAUAGUUCAUCGGAUGAGUAUAAUCCAUCUGAAUUAAUGCCAGCUCGUUGUAUAUCUCCACCUCGGUCAAGAAGACAGUCAUAUACAAAUCCAAUAUCAUUAUUCACAGAUGAAGAACGCGUUAAACAUCAAUCUCGUUUUGUUUUAGCAAAACGAUGGGUCGAAGAUGAUGAAGUAUCAGUGUGUCGACAUGCGGACUGUAAUACAAAAUUUAGUUUUUGGAAUAGAAAACAUCAUUGCAGAAGAUGUGGUGAUAUCUUUUGUUAUAAACAUAGUAACUAUUCAAUGUUACUGUUUGCUGAUGGAAAUGAGGAUUGGGGUGGUGUAUGGUCCAAAGUUUGUGAAGAAUGUUAUAAAGAUAAAGAUGAUAAAAAACAAUAA
Messenger RNA from Entrophospora sp. SA101, 1416 nucleotides. Lineage: Eukaryota; Fungi; Glomeromycota; Glomeromycetes; Entrophosporales; Entrophosporaceae. The record is from the annotation of a GenBank genome assembly.